GUGUGGAGCCUGGGGUUGGACUCGAUGAUCCUUGUGGUUCCCUUCCAACUUGGGAUAUGCUGUGAUUCUAAGUACAAUAACUGGUUUAGGAAUGUGCUGCGUGGUGGUGAGCUUGGUGACAUCGAGCAUGAUGUGUCUUUCGUUUGCUCUGCAGAGAUCGUGCAAAUUUGGGAUCAGGUGUCUCUUCAUGUUCAGCGGCAGCUGGCACUGAGCAAGAGCGUUGAGAUAGUUGGACUGGGGACUUUUGCUGUUCAUACACAAGAGCUACACACAGGAAGGAAUGAUUGCUUGCUCAUUCAGAGACCUGUAUUUCAACUGUCCAGCGUUAUCAGAAGGAUUUUCGAUCUUACCUAUGCUAAAAGAAUUAUUCCUGGUUCUAAACUAGCUGUCCCAUUGGACUACGCCGCAAUAGCCCUGGAGACAUCUCAUCCCCGGGAUGCCGUGGAGAACUGCGUAAAUGAGACUGUGAUGUAUCUCUCUCGCUGUAUCUCAAAUGGACUGAAUGUUGACUUUGUUCUCCGGGACAUGGGUGUCCUUCUUAUCAGGCAAAAGAAAGUCAGAAUGAGGUUUUACGAAAAUUUUCUUCUCAGCCUGGAUGGAGCGGGAAACUUGAAGGAAAUUAUUAUCAGUAGGAAGAAAGGGACGAUGAACUGGGUCAUUUCCCAGGGAGAAAAUGGAGUUUCUGAUGUCUUUACUGAAGCUGACAUCCUGUUUCCCAGCCUGCAGUUUAAGACCGAACAUGGAAAAUUCUUUCUUAAAUCCCUCCGUGAAAGACCUACCAAACCCUUGCAGGAGAAGAAGACAAAAGAUGUCUUUAAGGAAGAGAUUAACAGAAAAGGGAUUCUUUCAGCUCUUCCUCACAGCGGUCCUGUGAACGUCAGACCUGUUGACUUGAAGGAACAGCGAAGGGAAGAAAUCAAGAGAAGAAAAUCCCCCAUUAGGAGGCUGUAUGAAGCUGGGGGAAGAUCCUGUGAGGAACUGGAUGGUAAAACACUUGAAGCUGAACCCAGAGCUGAGCCCCAUGUUCCUGACCACUAUAUCAAAGCAACAGCGAGUGAAGAGCUCCAAGAUGCUGGAAGAAACUGCGAGUCCAGUCUCACUGCAGGAAAGAAAUAGUAAAAACAGCAGCAGCACUGACACUGCAAGUCAAAGAGCACAGAGCUCCCACCAAGUGGGAUAUGGGACCGUGAGCGACCCAACUCUAAAUUACGUUUCAAAGGAAACCUCUUGGAACAUUUUCCUGCAUUUUAAGAGAACAGUUGUCAGAACAGUAUGAGUUGAUAAAGCUAAAGCCAGCCCCAAUUGUAUUUAGGCUUUUAUUCAAGUACCACCCUUCCUUCCUCUCAGAGCAACGCAGUGGUAAGAACAUACAACUUAGAAUACAACAACCAACCACGGCUGAAAAUCACAACUGCUUUUGUGUCCUAUUUCACUUUCAACAUUUGCAGACACUACAUAGUAUCAGUCUCCAACCUGUGUGUUCUGAAUAGGGUUUAGCUUAUAUCUGAACAAAGCCUGAGCACUUCCCCUGCCUUUGUGGAGUACUCUCCAACCCACUUCUCCACCUCCACGGUUUUUCAGACUACCAGCCCCACAUGCAUAAGGUACACAGGCCCACUGCUGCUGCCUAAAUGCUAGUUCAUGCUGUGCUAGCAGCUCAACUGAACUACAAGUUAAAACCUCCAGCUUCAGUUGCUAUCCUUCCCCUCAUCAGCUAGUUUUACUACAAAGGUACUAUGGCUGUUUUCUAGGAGUAAGAACAAUAUAUAUUUUUUUUUAAUAAAAGAGGGGUAAUCAUAUAUUAUAGACUAACAUUUGUAAACUACUUGCCAGCUCCAGAUCUCGGGUUUUUUUUUUUGCAAAUUUCUAAGUACAAAAUAAUAGAACUGGCUUAGUCAAUACCACUUCAAGCUGAACAGGUAGGCCACCUUAAGCAGAGAAUUUAUGAGCUUCCCAAACUGGAACAAAGAGGCAAAUGCAAUAUCCUGAAAGAUAAAAGCCAGAUAUAUACUUGAAAAGUCAGUAGAAGACAGGACCAUUUCCUUAACUGAAUCCACUGAUCAAAAAAAGCACCAAUACAUUGCCAAAGACAGGGUGCUUAUAUGUAUGUAAUACCCUAAUGCAUUCUUUUCAAUUAACAUGGUAAAGGAUAAGAGGACAGUAGGAAAAAAGAGCCUUAAAUGGUUGAUCUUUAGUAAAUAUUAACAUUCCUGUUGUUCAUGCAGGUAUACACAACGAUUCUGCAAUGUCUUACACCACUUACACAGAAUACAAACAUUAACAUUUCAAUGAUAAGCACACAUGUUUUAACCCUGGAUAAUAUUCAAUCGCUUCAUUAAGUUUCUAGUCAGCAAAAAAAAAGGAUGAAUACAGAUUCAAGCACACCUACCAAGUGCCAAGUAA
Molecule: messenger RNA, 2403 nt
Organism: Numida meleagris (helmeted guineafowl)
Lineage: Eukaryota; Metazoa; Chordata; Aves; Galliformes; Numididae
Gene: CCDC81
Product: coiled-coil domain containing 81
Exons: 8
Coding region: 25-1116 (363 amino acids)
Cellular component (GO): centrosome
Molecular function (GO): DNA binding
Source: RefSeq, a predicted model, not a curated record